AAGAACAAAGAAAGGGCAAAGAAAGAACACAACGUAAUGGUAAUACAAACAACACAUGAUCAAAACAAAAAGAAAAAAAGAAAAGGGGGAAAGGAGUGGGAGAAAAUCUUCUUCACUCAAAUCUUGUAGGGUAUUAGUAUUAUCCUCCCUCCCUCCCUCCCGUGAGUGAGUCUCCAGAUCUUGAGAGACACAGAGAGAGAGAGAGAGGGGCAUUUAUAGAUCUAGGUUUUUCUUUUUUUGGAAAUGUCGUCGUCGGUGCCCUAUCACAUUCCAGUCAGCGCUGCCCAGGUAGGGACUUACUUUGUGGCACAGUACUAUCAAGUAUUACAGCAACAACCCGAGUUUGUCCACCAGUUCUACAGCGAUGCCAGUACUAUGCUUCGUAUUGAUGGCUCUAUCAGAGAAUCCGCUGCUACAAUGCUCCAAAUCCAUGCUCUCAUCAUGUCACUCAAGUAUACUGGAAUCGAGAUCAGGACAGCGCAUGCCCUAGAUUCUUGGAAUGGAGGUGUUCUUGUGAUGGUUUCUGGUUACGUGCAAGUAAAAGGCUUUGAUAAUAAGAGGAAAUUUGUAGAGACAUUUUUUCUUGCCCCUCAGGAGAAAGGCUAUUUUGUUCUUAAUGAUGUUUUUCACUUCACUGACGAACAACCAACUUACCAUCAUCCAGCAGUCUUAUUAGCCCAGAUCCAUCUUGAUUCCAAACUCAAUUCUCCAAGUGCCAUUCCUGAGCCAGUUCCUACCUAUUUAAUGGGUGGAGAAACCCAGGCUAGGGAAUUUGUGGCCCCUGCUGACGCCCAAGAAAAUGGUCCUGUUGACAGCUAUACUUUCCCAGAGAAAAGGUUGCAGCAAGCGUCUGAGUCUGAAAACAUUCUGGAGGAAAACUCUGUGGAAAAGCCAAAUGGCUCACUUAAAAAUACAGCAAGCAAUGCACCAGACCGCCAGCCUGCCUCUGUUGAGGAACCUGCUAGAGAGCCCCAAAAACACACAUAUGCUUCUAUUUUACGUGUUGCUAAGGGGCAAUCUGCUACAUCAGUGACUCCCCAGCCUUCUGUCAAUAAAAAUGUACCUCCUGCUUCAGAAUGGAAUCACGCUUCACAGGCCCCUGUUCAACAAUCAACUGUGAUGUCAGAUUCAUUUGAAAGGCCAGAGGCAGAGACAGCUGAGGAAAUUCAUGAAGAUGAAAUAAGGUCUGUAUAUGUGAGAAACUUGCUGCCUACCUUAUCAGAAGCUGAGAUUGAAGAGGAAUUCAAGAAUUUUGGUGAAAUCAUGCCUGAUGGAGUAGUCAUUCGAAGUCGCAAGGAUGUUGGUGUAUGUUAUGCAUUUGUUGAAUUUGAAGAUAUGGCUGGUGUUCAUAAUGCAGUCAAGGCGGGUAGUGCAAUUGUUGGCGGACGGCAAGUUUACAUUGAAGAGCGUAGACCAAACAGCAACAUCCCAUUUCGAGCAGGAAGAGGAAGGGGUAGAGGCAGGGGUGGCUGCCCAACAGAUGCUCCAAGGGGUGGUUUUAGCUCUCGGAGUUCUGGUAGAGGAGGUAGCUAUGAUGGAGGUGACAGGGACUACAACAGACCAAAAGGAAAUGGUUAUUACAGGCCUGGUCCACGCCAAGAUAGAGGGUUCUCAGGUCACCAAGUAUCAAGAAAUGGACAAGAUCAAACAGAUUAGAUAGUUUAGGCUUCCUAACAAAGGGAGAGCAAAAGUUUUUGGUUUAGCAGUUGCAAAUCAGUCACAUUCACAUUUAUUAGUUUUAAGAAGGAUGUGUUGAUAUUUUCAGGUCAGGUUGAUUUAGAUGUUGCCCAUAUGAAUCACUCUUCUGGGGUUUCUUGAUACUUGUUUCUAGUGAACAUUCAUUAUUCUAGGCAAUAUGUUUGCGAUUUUGAGAUCAUUUGUUUGAUGUGAAUCGAGCACCUCUGGUUGAUGAAGCUCCUUGAGCUGGAUCUAUUUGUUUAUUCAAAUUUUUUCAAUGUUUCUAA
Molecule: messenger RNA, 1964 nt
Organism: Populus nigra (black poplar)
Lineage: Eukaryota; Viridiplantae; Streptophyta; Magnoliopsida; Malpighiales; Salicaceae
Product: nuclear transport factor 2-like
Exons: 10
Coding region: 244-1656 (470 amino acids)
Cellular component (GO): cytosol; ribonucleoprotein complex
Molecular function (GO): mRNA binding
Source: RefSeq, a predicted model, not a curated record